ACGUAACAUGUGUUGUAAUUUUAUCCAGGGUAUAAGUAUCAUUAAGAGAUCCCAACUGGCGGAUUUUUGUGUUUGUGGUACCGUGCUUUAUGGAUAACAAUGUGCAUAAAAUUUCAACGUGAUUUGGACAUGACCCCUCAAGUCACGUGCCAAGCGAUUUAACGUCACAGAAAUGGUCUUCGGCUGAAAUCGACUCUACGCAAACAGAAAGUUGUGAGGGGAAAUACACCAACGUUCUAGGCUAACACUAACGUGCGUUACUGUAAUGGGAGAAGGAUUCGAAAGAGAGCACGUGGCUUUACACAAUAGCAAAAAUUAUUAGACAGUUAAGAAAUGGAACCACAACAAGCAAAAAGAAGACUACUGCAGCUUGUGACUAUGGCGACCGUCCGGAAUUGUAGCACGAUGAGAGCAUCUGAGAGCACGUCGUUGCAUACUAAAAGAGUAAAGGAAAGGAAACAUUAUACAGAUGACUGCUUGCAAGAUGAAGAGAUUGAAGGAAGGCGUUUGUUUUCAGUGGAAGAAAAGUUGGCCAGCAAUCAUUUUGGGUCCUUUUUUGUGAAGGAAAUGAAAGGUGAAGAUUUUAGUUUGAAAUAUCUGCAGGAGCAUGGCCUGGACUUCCCAUUGGUAUUUAAGGAAAAGUCUGGAUUGGGAAUGCGCAUGCCUAGUGAUAACUUCACGGUUAAUGAUGUUCGCCAGUGUGUAGGAAGCAGAAGGAUGCUAGAUGUUAUGGAUGUCACCACACAGAAGGAUGUAGAAAUGUCUAUGAAAGAAUGGUGCAAAUACUUUGAAAACACAAACCGAGAUAAACUCUUAAAUGUCAUCAGCUUAGAGUUCAGCCAUACAAGAUUGGAACAUUAUGUGGAAUCACCUACUGUGGUUCGUCAGGUGGACUGGGUAGACUGGGUAUGGCCUCAGCAUCUCAAGGAAAGUCAGACAGAAGCAACUAAUGUCAUAGAAGAAAUGAAGUAUCCCAAAGUACAAAAGUAUUGUCUUAUGAGUGUCAAGGGGUGUUACACGGACUUUCACAUUGAUUUUGGUGGGACAUCAGUCUGGUAUCACAUCAUUAGGGGAAAGAAGGUGUUUUGGUUGAUUCCUCCUACUGAACGAAACCUUACCCUUUAUGAACAGUGGGUUUUAUCUGGAAAGCAGGGGGAUGUGUUCUUUGGAGACACUGUUGAGAAAUGUGCAAGGAUUGAACUUAAAACUGGAUAUACUUUCUUUAUUCCAGCAGGCUGGAUACAUGCUGUUUAUACUCCAGAAGAUACAUUAGUAUUUGGGGGUAAUUUUUUGCAUAACUUUGCCAUUGAAAGACAGUUACGAAUUGCAGAAAUAGAAGAUGCAACCCAUGUACCUAUGAAAUUUCGAUAUCCAUUCUAUACGGAGAUGCUGUGGUAUGUACUCCAACGGUAUGCUCAUUCUGUGAUGGGUAAAAACCAUUUAUUGUGUGACGUGGAUGGUGAACCAAUCAAUCCCAAUGAAUCUCCACCAAAAAAAAAUGAAAAAAACACAGUGAAAUUGGAACCUACAUGUAAUCCUCAUGCAGUGUCUAGUGAUACAAGAGAAAUUACUGAUACUAAGCAGUUGAACCCAUAUGUCAAGUUAUCUCAUCCCCAUGCACCUCGAGUAACUAGCUCUAAAAUGGAUGGUGAAAAUUCUCCGAGUGUGAAUGGUAAAAAAUUAAAUGAAAUAUCUAAUGAUUCUAAGCCUAUCGUUACACAAAAACAUUUACUGACUUCUUCAUAUCGUAGAAAGCCUCCAACUGAGAUAGCUAAUGGAGAAUUAUGUGAGGAAUCUGAAGAAAAAAUUGUUCACUUGACCCAGUUUGAGCUGUCUGGAAUAAAGGCUGUCGUUAAUUGGCUACAGAGGCUUCCAGCUAAUAAAAAAUGUGUUCCAGACUUAAUUGCCAAUCCUGAAGCUCUCCUACUGGAUGUUAAGAUGUUACUCCAAGAACACAAGAAUGAUAAUCCUCAGCUAGCUUGUACUGGUAAAUUUGUUCUGUGGUGGCCAGAAUCGAAGAAACCAAAAACUAAACCAAGAACAAGCAUCCCAUCAGGUACAAAAGGAAAGUCAGGAGGGAAGAACAACAGUAACAACAAUGCUAAGCGGAGACGAACACGCUGCAAGAAGUGUGAACCAUGUUUAAGGUCAGAUUGUGGUGACUGUCAUUUCUGCAAGGACAUGAAAAAGUUUGGUGGGGCAGGCAGAAUGAAGCAGUCAUGCAUCAGUCGGCAGUGCGUGGCCCCUGUACUACCUCAUACAGCAUGCUGUAUAAUUUGUGGCAAAGAUGGUUUGGAAAAGGUGAAUAAUUCACAAGAUACAGAUUCAGCAAGUCUCAUGGAAUGCUCACAGUGUUGGGAAGUAGUACAUCCAACCUGUCUGUAUGAACGGUAUCCAGAACUACCUCAAGAAGGAUCAUUCAACGAUGAUCUUCCUAACAGUUGGGAAUGUCCAAAGUGUUGUAGAGAUGGGAAACCUGAACAAGUGAAGCCAAGACACAUGAAAAGUGGUCGUCAGAAACCUCCAGAUACUCCAAGACCUGCCAAAAUUGCAUCUCCAGGAGAAGUGUUCAAUAAUCAUACAGACUGUGGAAACCUAGAGACAAACAGUAGCACUUUCCAAAGUAUAGGUAACACCGUGAAACAUGCUUCAGGAUCUACGGAUGUAAAUCCUGCAAAAAAAAAGGCAAAGCUAGAAUGUACAAAUAACCAGGAUAAAGAAGAAGGAGACAGUUCUUCCAUUCAAAAAGUAAAUAUUGUAAAGAAACCAGAAGUAAUACCUUCCAAAAAAUCCUUGUUCAUUUCCACAGAUAAAGAUGGGGAAGAAAUUAUUCAUCCUUCACCUCCCAAGCGUAAGAGCAUGUUUUCAGAGCAGUACAAACACAGAUGUGAAGAACUGAAGAAGCAAGCCACACAAGCCCAUGUCAGAUCCUGUACUAAAUAUACUCUUAACAUUAAGAGCAGCCACAAGUCAGCUGGUAGUAAAUCUGCUAUGAAAACUUCUUUUCAGUCCUCUAAACAACCCACCACAGAGUUCUGUCCUCAAUCACUUUACUCUGCGUCAGGAGCUAGAAAGCAUGGUGAAACAGCUAGAGAGCGUCUAGUGAGGAGUCUGAAAGGGCUGAAGAAAAAUUCUGAGAUGAGACGGCAUACAGUUAUGAAGUUGAAACCUCGUCCCUCAGAUAAUAUCAAUGUCAGUGGUAGUAAACAAGAUUCAACAUGGAACCCAAGGGAAUUCACUAAGUGUGAAGUGAAGGUUGAAAAAGUAGACAGUAAUUUUGCUCCUAAGAGGCUUAAAGCUACAUCUGGUCUCCACAAUAAUGAUGAAGCAGAAAAAAACAUACCACGUCAUGCACCACGAAUUACCAUGACUUUAAGAGACAAGCCCAACCUCUCAAAAUCUAAAUAUGUAGUGAGGCCAGGACCAUUUGUAGAGAAUCUUAUUGAAAUCAAAAAGACAUUAAAGGUUGGUUUCAACAGCUUAGCACUAAAAAAAGAUGUGAUGCUGCCAGUGUUUCACUACUUGUCUGCAAGUGAUUUGUUUACUUGUCAGCUAGUUUGUAAAACUUGGAACCGUUGGACUGUGGAUCCUAGGCUUUGGACAUACAUGGACUUUAGCCGCAAGAAAAUAACCGCCACUAUUUUGAUGGGUAUUGUUCGAAGACAACCCAUCUCUCUUAACCUGAGCUGGACCAACAUAUCUCAACGCCAGCUCUCCUGGCUGAUAGCAAGGUUACCACAACUAAAAGCUUUAGUUCUGAAUGGUUGCUCUACAGCAGCUGUGUCAUCUUUGUGUACUUGUUAUUGCCCUUUAUUGUCUUCCUUGGACAUCAGUUGGGUUGAAGGACUAACUGAUACCUUCAUUCGGGAGUUACUUUCCAAUCCUCCCGAUUCCCGCCCAGGCUGUGUUGAAUCAAAAACCCGUCUUCACAAGUUGCAGGAAGUACGAUUAGCUGGAGCAGAUAUAUCUGAUGUAUCGGUAAGGCUUUUGGCACAUCAUCUUUCUCUGCUGUCCUGUCUUGAUAUGAGCAACUGCCAUAAAGUGACAGACAUGGGAAUAGCUGUCCUUGGUGCAGCCAAGUCAAACCGAUUAACAGUUCUUGAUGUCUCCUCUUGUGCAAACAUUUCCAACACUAGUUUAGAGGCUCUUAGACAAUGUUCUAGUCUUUCUUAUCUGGAUAUGAGAGAGUGUCCUCAAGUAACUGAGGAUGCUUGCCAAAAAUUUGUUAACCAGAGUCAACAGAAGCUCAUAACAAGAGAAGAAAAGUUGAUAGAAAAAUACUGGUGACUUUCUACCAUCACUUUUUUAUUAUAAUUAGUUUCAGAUACUUCCCUACCAUCAUGUUAUUUUAUGCUGUUAUGCAUGUACAUCUUAUUUGGUCCCUUAAAUUCUUCAGUGUUUCAAGUGGAAAAAAGCUUCUGUACAUAUGGUCUGUUUUCAGUUAUAUCAUAUUUUUAAUUCACCAAUGGGAUAUUAAAAUUCUUUAAAGUAUACAAAAUAUUUUUGAAAAUUUUCACUGGCUUUUUAAGGAAAUUAUUCUGAGCAAAUAUAUAUCCAAAUUUUUGUACAAUAAUACUAUUUUUAGAUAACCUCAAUGAUAAUUAAAAUUUCCUCUGCAAAGCAAAUGUUGUUAAGAAAUAUGUUACAAAAAUUUAUCUCUUGGGUUUUUCCAGAAAGUGGUAUGGUUGUAUUUUGUGUUUGGAAUUAUCUUAUGUUUCAAGUAAACAGAAAUGUAUGAUUUACUACGAACAAUGCAAAGAAAAAUACUUAUAUUGACUGUUGUGUUUUAAGGUAAAACUAAAUUGUUCCAGUGUUAGAUGUUAAUAUUUUAGGUCAUUUUUGAUUAAUGUCAAAACAUAAAGCAUACUUUAGAGUUAAAUAUUAGUUUGUUAGAAGAAAAAUGUGAAUUCAUAAUCAUACGUUUGUAAGAAUAUGUAUAUUCUCAUGUGACUAUUAUUUCUGACACCCAGUUUACAAUAUUGCAUUCAUUGUGUACAGUUCAAAGCCAUAGUUUUCAAUUUAAUAAAUAAAUCCCAUCAUCUGACAGAUGUUUAAUUAAUAAUUUGAUUUUGAUUAUUAUCAAUAAUUAAGAAAUUUCUUCUUGUAUGAAAGGCUUAAAAUUUACUACAAUCGCGGGAGUUGCAACAAGAAGCACUGUCUAUAAACAAAAUCACUAAUCAGUUGGAAAGAUCCGCAGCCAGUCUCGCUAACUCUUGUGAUAUCACGAAAGUAUAUUUAUAGCCCAGUAAUAUGCAUCAUGCAAAAAAUAACCAUUACAUAAAAUUAUUAUUCACCUAUGAUCAGGCAUUCAUAAAUAACAAUAGUAAUAGCCAAAUAUUUUUGUAAAAUUACAGUUGUGUAGUGUGCUAAUUUUAGAUAAUCCAUUAUAUUUAUAAUCAAAAGGUGUCUAGGUAAUUAUGCAAUACUUGUCUGUCAACAUGAAGUCAUUUUGUAAGUCGUAACCUCUCAACAAGCUGGUACAUUGAUUGAAUCAGUCAGUCUGUGUUCCAGCUUAGUGAUCUCUAUAGCUGCAAAUUUGUUUUAGAAAUAAAAGUGUAUGAACCCUGCA
Molecule: messenger RNA, 5569 nt
Organism: Limulus polyphemus (Atlantic horseshoe crab)
Lineage: Eukaryota; Metazoa; Arthropoda; Merostomata; Xiphosura; Limulidae
Product: lysine-specific demethylase 2A-like
Exons: 18
Coding region: 334-4287 (1317 amino acids)
Biological process (GO): regulation of transcription by RNA polymerase II; protein demethylation
Molecular function (GO): protein binding; zinc ion binding; histone demethylase activity
Source: RefSeq, a predicted model, not a curated record